UGCUGCUACGCAGUCUGUGUAGAACGUCAUGUUCUCGUGUUAUCUGAGAAGAAACAAUGGAUUUCUACCAUUCAGGAAAGUACCUAUUCUUAAUAUCUUGCGUUUCACACGGGAUAAUAACAACACUAAGAAUAUCUCUACAUUUGAAAGGAAAUGUGGACUUCAGCAACAGGGAAAACUUAUAAAUAGUUAUUUGAGUGGGCCCCGCGAUAUUCCACUGAUAAAGCUAACCUUGGGCCAGCUACUACAACAAGCUGCGGACAGAUUUGGAGACCGGACAGCAGCCGUUUUUAUCCAUCAAGAUAUCAGAAAGACGUUUCAUCAAGUGUUGGUUGAUGCGGAUAAAGCUGCUGCUGGGUUACGCUCAUUGGGUUUGAAGCGCGGCGAUAGGAUCGGCAUUUGGGGUCCAAAUUCUUACGAAUGGCUUUUGACACAAUGGGCGGCGGCAAGAAUAGGAUUGAUACUUGUAAAUAUUAAUCCGGCAUAUCAAGCUGAAGAACUGCGCUAUGUACUAGAAAAAGUUGGUGUUAAGGCUUUGGUCGUGGCUAAACAUUUCCGCAACACGAAUCUCAUGGACAUUUUAAGUCAACUGGUUCCUCAAUUGGACCCUAAUCGAAACACAAAUCAACACGAGGACACCCAAAAACCUCUCGUUUCUUGUUACCUGAUACCAACACUAGAAAGAGUGAUAGUAAUGUCAGACGAACCACAAAACAAUGGGGUUCUGCGCUGGCAGGAUUUGAUGGAAUUAGCUUCAACAGCUUUAAUCGCUGAAAUUCAUAAUCUCCAACGAGAUAUCCAGGUUGACGAUGCGGCUAAUAUUCAAUUUACUUCGGGGACAACUGGGAGUCCAAAAGGUGCAACUUUAUCCCAUAACAAUAUUGUCAACAACUCUUAUAAUGUUGGACUAAGAGUUGGAUAUCAUCAGAAAGAACAUAAAAUUUGUGUCCCUGUUCCACUGUAUCACUGUUUUGGAUGCGGCCUCGCCGUGUUGGCUGCUGCUUCAUUUGGAGCAGCGUGUGUAUUUCCAAGUCCGGUUUUUAGUGCUCGAGAAGCAGUUAAAGCAAUUCACCAUGAAAGGUGUACAUCUUUGUACGGGACUCCGACUAUGUUUGUUGACAUUCUUAACCUGCCUGAUCUUAAGCAAUACGACCUGAAAAGCCUAUCGACAGGUAUUAUGGCUGGGGCACCAUGUCCAGAAGAAAUAGCCAAAGGAACUAUUAAGGACUUGAACAUGAAAGACUUUGCGAUUUUGUAUGGAAUGACCGAAUGCAGCCCAGCUACAUUUAUGACACUACCCAACGACAGCUUCGACCUGCGCUGUUCUACAAUCGGAUAUCCGGGCGAACACGUCGAGGUUAAGAUCGUUGACCCACAGACAAACGAAGUUGUCCCUAUCAACACCCCAGGAGAAAUCUGCACAAGAGGCUACAAUACUAUGUUAGGCUAUUGGAAUCAACCGGAUAAAACAAGCGAAAUCAUCAGCGAGGAUGGGUGGAUUCGAUCCGGUGAUUUAGGUGUCUUAAACGAAGACGGGUACGGGAAAAUUGUUGGGAGGAUUAAAGAUAUGAUUAUCCGAGGGGGAGAAAACGUAUAUCCCCGUGAAAUAGAAGAGAUUUUGCAUGCACACCCUUCCGUGCAAGAGGCGCAAGUGGUUGGGGUUCCCGAUGAAAGACUAGGGGAAGAAAUUUGUGCCUGGAUUCGCUGCAAGCCUCAAACUCAUUUGGAUUCUCUUGAAUUGAAGAAAUUCUGUUCAGAAAAGAUGGCCUAUUUUAAAGUUCCCAAAUAUUGGAUGUUUAAGGACAAAUUUCCAUUAACGGUGACUGGUAAAGUAAAAAAAUUCGUCAUGAGAGACAUUUCUGUAAAAGAACUGGGGCUUUAGAUAUAUUCAAUCAACAGGGGAAAUUGACUGAACGUAAUAAAUCUGUUAUUUGUCCUUAAAAUACAAUCAAUCCCCCCGCGUGCAAAUAAAAGUCGGUUGCAACGCAAAA
Molecule: messenger RNA, 1991 nt
Organism: Daphnia pulicaria
Lineage: Eukaryota; Metazoa; Arthropoda; Branchiopoda; Diplostraca; Daphniidae
Product: medium-chain acyl-CoA ligase ACSF2, mitochondrial-like
Exons: 12
Coding region: 29-1882 (617 amino acids)
Biological process (GO): fatty acid metabolic process
Molecular function (GO): medium-chain fatty acid-CoA ligase activity
Source: RefSeq, a predicted model, not a curated record